Messenger RNA from Sycon ciliatum, 2005 nucleotides. Its product is annotated as E3 ubiquitin-protein ligase ARIH2-like. The transcript is spliced from 15 exons. Gene Ontology annotation, molecular function: ubiquitin conjugating enzyme binding; ubiquitin protein ligase activity; zinc ion binding. The coding region runs from base 270 to 1712 and encodes 480 amino acids. Gene Ontology annotation, biological process: positive regulation of proteasomal ubiquitin-dependent protein catabolic process; ubiquitin-dependent protein catabolic process; protein polyubiquitination. Lineage: Eukaryota; Metazoa; Porifera; Calcarea; Leucosolenida; Sycettidae. The record is from RefSeq and is a predicted model, not a curated record. Gene Ontology annotation, cellular component: ubiquitin ligase complex; cytoplasm.
UUUUGUUGGAAACAGUGAUCUGGUGAUUUUACUCCCUGCUGCUAGCUAGCUGGCCUGCCUGGUUGGAAUGCUCAUGAAGACUGCAUAACAUUGUACAUGUGCGAGUCGUAGUUGUUUUCACCUGGCGUGGUUUGGAUUUGUGCAUCUCCCCGGACCUUCUUUGUUUGUGCAUCGCAGCUGUGUGAACGGUCAUCACAACAUAUGUAUAGGUGUUACAAAAAACUUGAGUAAUUUACAUAGAGAAUACACUGCUCGUAAUCUUCGUGCUAAUGGCCGAAUCAGGCGCAUAUUGUGAGGAAGACGACUUUAUCGAGGAUGAUGACGACUACUAUAAUGAUUGCGAUCCGCUUUAUUCACCAGGCGUGAGCCAGCAGGAAUCCGAAGACCCUGAAACAUUCUCCUACGAGUGUCAUAGCAUAGAACAAUGCUUGCUUCUACUCAGGAAAUUGGCGGAGGAAAUAGCAAGCAAGCAGAAGGUACCAGUGGAUGUUGCACAACUUGUCUUGCAUUUUUGCAACUGGAACAUGGAUGAAGUUGACAAAAGGUUCAAAGCAGAUGUUCAGACGCUCUUAUUGGAGUCCCAUGCCACACCUGGCUCUGCAGAGGACUGUCAAUGUGGUAUACCAAGCGAAUGCAGUAUUUGCUCGGCCUCUUUACUUGAAUGUGAUACUCAACUGGACAAGUUGCAAACAACAUGCAACCACCGCUUUUGUCAAGACUGCUGGGCAGCUCAUUUCAAAGCUCGUAUUGAUACCGUUCCAACAAUGGCCAUAGAAUGCCUGGCAUGUGAUGUCCAUAUUGGUGAUACAUUUGUGUGUCAAGUCCUGCAAAAUGUCUCCAAGUACCUGCAGCUUUACAAGCGCCUUGCAUUGACCCGCUAUGUACUGGCACAUCCCUCGCUAACUUGGUGUCCUGGUGUGGACUGUCAACUGGUGAUAUGGGCCAGGGAAAGUGCACCGAAGCAAGUUACCUGUGUUUGUAGUGCACAGUUUUGUUUUUCCUGCCGUGAUGAAUAUCAUGCACCGCUGUCAUGCCAACUGAUGGUUGAGUGGAAAACUCAGCGCGCAGCAGAGUCACAGUCUGCUAUAUACAUUGUGGCUAAUACCAAACCGUGUCCGAAAUGCAAAGUGCACAUUGAAAAAAGUGGCGGCUGCAAUCACAUGGUUUGCCGCCAUUGCAGUUUCAACUAUUGCUGGGUGUGUGGAGGAGAUUGGAAUUCGCAUGGUACCCAGUACUAUCACUGUAGCAAGUACAAGCCAGAUACAGUGAAAGAGAAAGAGAGAAGCAGCCAGCAAGAAUCUAUGAAAAGAUAUUUCUUUUACUUUGAGCGGUACCAAAAUCAUCAUCAGAGCAUCCUGUUGGAGGAGCGUACCCGUGAAUCUGUACAGCAAUCCAUCACUCGGCGUAGUGAAGGGCAAGAUGCCACGGGCACUUGGAUUGACCACCAAUACCUUGCUGAUGCCUUUGAAAUACUUGCGAAGAGUCGUCAUACGCUGCAGUAUACUUACCCGUAUGCUUAUUACCUGGGUCAGACCGCUCAAGAGAGAACUCUGUUGGAGCAUCAACAAGCACAGCUGGAGCAUGAAAUUGAAAGCCUCUCCUUUCUUAUUGAGCGUGCGGCUCUUUCGGAUAAACCGGCUAUCCAGCUUCAUUGUCUGAAUGUCAACCGGUGGCGACAAUCGCUGAUGGGCAAUUUUUUCCAAAAGACGUGACUUGCCUCGUUUCUUCCUGCUUAUUGCUGAAGUCAUCAUACUUCCUGUCCAUACCUGCCAAUGUUAUUGGAAAUCAGUGGAAACGUGCAGGUGUGUCUGCUGGUGCCGGACCAGCUUCUGCCUCUGUUUUGGAUUGGGUGCUUUCUUUCUUGUGCAACACACUACCAUGCUGUGUGUGUGUGUGUGUGUGUGUGUGUGUGUGUGUGUGUGUGUGUGUGUGUGUGUGUGUGUGUGUGUGUGUGUGUGUGUGUGUGUGUGUGUGUGUGUGUGUGUGUGUGUGUGUGUGUGUGUGU